GAAUAAACUUCCAAAAUUUGCAUGGACCUUUUAUAUAUCAUUGGUAAUUUAUAAACUCCCUAUUGAUCUCUAGGCCGUCCUCCAAUAUCAUCCGGUAAAGUUACAAAUUUGCAUUAAGUUUUCUUCACAAUAUGGUUCUCAGAAACCUCAAAACUCAAUUAUCCAUCGUCCUAUAUUUUUUCUCUUUGCUUUCCCAUCUUCCUUUUCAUCACUCGUUAUCGUUCAACUUCUCUGGUUUUAAAAACACAGACAAGCUAGACUUCUCUGGUAAUGCUUUCCCUGUAAAUGAAGCUCUACCAUUGACACAUAACAAUUGGAAUAGCACAGGCCGAGUUGUUUAUUCUGAAGAAUUGCUUCUUCAAGACCCCAUUUCAGGUAAAUUUGCUGACUUUACCACUAAAUUUUCCUUUAACAUUUCAAGCCUCUCUGACCAAGAUGGAGCAGAAGGUUUUGCUUUCUUUCUUCAAAAGAAUGGUUCUCUUCUCCCAAGCAAUGCUGAAGGUGGCUGCCUUGCACUCAUCAGCAACUGUUCCGAUUUCCAAACACCAAAGAACCCAAUAUUUGCCGUUGAAUUCGAUUCCUAUAAGAAUACGUGGGAUGCAAGUGGUAACCAUGUUGGUAUCAAUGUCAACUCCAUUCAAUCAACAAAAUUAGUGGAUUUGAGUGAAGUUUUGCUCGGCAAAACCAGAAUCAAUGUGACUAUAAGUUAUGAUUCUCAAAAAGCCAAACUGAAGGUGUUUUUGGAUUACCCUCCAAACCCAAUCGUCCAAGCUAACGACACCAUUUUCUUUGAUAUCAAUCUAACAAAAAUUCUGCCUCAUCAAAGUGUCUCGGUUGGGUUCACUUCUUCAACAGCUGUUUUCAGAUCAGCAGUCCAUAACAUAUUUUCCUGGGAAUUCGAAUCCGAAUUUGCACAAGAUAUUGGGUCAGGUAAAAAAGAUGUCAAUGUUGGACUGGUGAUUGGUUGUGUAGCCGGUGGAAUAUUUGUCUCAGUUUGCGGGAUUUUGUUCAUAUUGAUUUUCCUGAAGAAGAGGAACAGAACAAAACAGACAGAGAAAGCAAAGACCGAUCAUAAAAUUUCCAUGGAUCAAGAGCUCCAAAACGAUGUGGGACCAAAAAGCUUCUCAUACAACGAGCUGUUACAGGCAACAAGCAAUUUCUCAAACGAAAGAAAGCUCGGUGAAGGUGGGUUCGGAGGAGUUUACAAAGGAUUCUUAAACGACAUGAACAGAACAACAAUCGCAGUCAAAAGGGUAUCAAAAAGAUCCAACCAGGGAAGAAAAUUAUACAUUUCGGAGGUCAAAAUCAUCAGCAGAUUAAGACACAGAAACCUCGUGAAACUUCUGGGUUGGUGCCAUGAACAUGAUGAGUUCCUUCAGGUUUACGAAUUCAUGCCCAAUGGAAGCCUAGAUUUCCACCUUUUCAAAGGAAGAAGCAUGCUUUCUUGGGAAACAAGGUACAAAAUAAUCCUGGGUUUAGCUUCAGCGCUCUAUUAUCUCCAUGAAGAAUCCGAAGAAUCCGUGGUUCACAGAGACAUUAAAACAAGCAACGUAAUGUUGGAUUCAGACUUCAACACGAAGCUCGGUGAUUUCGGAUUGGCAAAACUGUUGGAAGAAGGGGCUGGACAAUUGACGACGGAAAGAGCAGGGACAUUGGGGUAUAUGGCACCCGAAUAUCUGAGAACAGGGAAAGCGAAUAAAGGGUCCGAUGUUUAUAGCUUUGGGGUUGUGGCACUGGAAAUCGCAUGUGGGAGGAGAUCCGUAGAGCCGAAUUUCGAAGAGGAUGAAAUUUCUCUGGUCGAAUGGGUUUGGGGAUCUUAUGGAAAUGACAAGGUUUUGGAAACAGCGGAUAAGAGAUUGGGUUCGGAGCUCGAGACGAAAGAGAUGGAGAGGCUGUUGAUUGUUGGGUUGUGGUGUGCUCACCCGGAUGCUAAUCAGAGACCUUCUAUCAGACAAGCUCUGCAGGUUCUGCAUUUCGAAGCGCCAUUGCCGAACCUUGCCAAGAAAUUGCCUGUUCCUAUUUUUCCUGUUUAUUCCGAUUCGGAUGGUCGCGAAGCGUCGGGUUCUUCAGAGGGUGUGGGUUCGGGUUCCAAACCACUGCAGCAUUCCGGUGAAGUCAUGUCUUAUGCCUCUUAUAAUGUUGGUCGUUAGAAUAGUAUCCUCCUUUUUUUUUCUUUUUUUCUUUUUUUUUGUAAGAAAAUUAAAUGUAAUUUCAUUAUAAAUCAUUAAUUUCAUUGGAAAAAAAAAAAAAAAAAAAAAAAAAAAAAAAAAAAAAAACCCAUAUUUUGUUUUUUUUAUGAAGCUGUAUAUUGACUCCGGAUUCAAAUUUAUGAAAAAUGUUUUCAAAGGAGCUUUUUUAUAUAGGCUUAGAAUUUGUUGAAAAAUGAAUCUUUCUGUAGACUUUUCCCCCAUUAACAUUUUAGAGAUUGCAAUCCAAUUUGUUUAUAUUUUUACUUGAUGUUUUAGAUACAUAGACAUUCAAUUUUCUAUGAAAUAGCUAGGCA
Molecule: messenger RNA, 2503 nt
Organism: Ziziphus jujuba (common jujube)
Lineage: Eukaryota; Viridiplantae; Streptophyta; Magnoliopsida; Rosales; Rhamnaceae
Product: L-type lectin-domain containing receptor kinase IX.1
Exons: 1
Coding region: 132-2150 (672 amino acids)
Biological process (GO): protein phosphorylation
Cellular component (GO): plasma membrane
Molecular function (GO): carbohydrate binding; ATP binding; protein kinase activity
Source: RefSeq, a predicted model, not a curated record